UGAAAACGGCUUUGCGUGGCCUUGUAAAGCCUUUGUAAUGAGACGCAGCUGCCAGAAUGCACCCAAAGUUGCAAAAUGGCUCAAAAGAGUCUAUGUUCAAACUCCUUUUUUAAUAUGACAAAGUCUGCUGGUGCUCAGGUGAAACCCUGAUGCUCAGAAUGGCUAUUCGUGGUGCUAACAGCGCUCCGAGCAAAUCGGCGGUGAAAUUGCUCUCAGCAAAUGAAGCGCAACUUGUGCUGACGGAUUUUGGGACUGCAGCUGAAGCUCAUGUGCACAGGAGGGUGCGUUCGGAGCAGCAGGGUCAGCUGUACAGCCCGUGAGCUGGAUCCAGCCUCUCCCGACCUCAGAGACUUCCCAGGAACUCUUCGCACAAAAGGUGAUGCCAAGGAAGGUACGCGUGGCUUGGGGGGUCUUUUUUCAUUUAAAACUUCUGCUGAGCAUCUGUUCCUGGUGCUGUGGAAGACAGGAUCCUGGACUAGGCAGACUUCUUAUCUAACACAUUAAGGAUAGUGGAAGUCCUUUGACUUGUGAGAGCUUAUUGUGCCCAGACGAAAUACCCAAGAAAGCUGUGUCUGAAGAGAGAAACCUUUGCCCUGUGACAGGUAGAGCCAGGGGAACACAACGUUCUUCCGGCUUUUUAAAGAAGUGACUCCGGCAGGUUGGAGCUGAGAUGCAGAGGGCCACAAAGAGAGCUGAUCCUGUGGCUGCCCAUGCCUGCUCCGGACGGAAGCGAUCCCAGACCUGACGGCACACGGCCUCGCAGCGGCAGAACUAGCGUUUUCAGCGUUGGCUGACGUUUGGCACCUGGUGACCCACCCUCCUGCUCUGCAGCUAUUGCAGCAGUUGAGCAGCAAACAUUUCAAGGAUGACUGUCCCCAGAGGAGAUGUCUGGAGUGAAAGAAAUGGAACAACUCGAAUGUGUCCUUAGUGCAAAGCAUUAAAGAUUUUAGCUGGCAGUUCUUGCGCAUCAGAUCCAUCCGGGGUGGAAACUGCUGCAGAGGAGUAAUGUUGUUGCUAUUUGCUUAUCAGUUGUGGUAAACAUUAAAGCUGUUCGGAGGACUUUCCCGUCAGUGAAGUGCUAUUUCAUAAUGUUGGUUUAUAAACCGUUCUGGAGCCACCUCAGCCGGAAGCAGACAGUGAUUCACCGGCUGUUCGUCUGUUAGCUCAGCUGCAUAUGGCGCUCCGUAUAGAUGAACGAGCUGUAGUCAUCCCAGACGUUGUCUGUGGCGACAUCAUUUAGCUCUCCACGAUGUUUUCAGGUUAAUAUUAACAUUAUUAUUAAGUUAUCAUCCUUUAUGCAGCCUCUGGAUCUCCAAACUCAAGCUCUGGAGGCCUCUCAGGAAAGGAACUUGAAGUCAAGGUAGCUGACUUUAUUGAGACCUUUUGGGUUAAAUUUGAGGGAAAUGGAAUGGGAUUUUGUCUAGGCACUCGAGAAUCCGGGAACGCCUAAGCAACCAGAGUGUGUAUGGAUCUCCUUAUCGUCCUCUUCUGAGAUCUUUAUUGGUGGGAACUCCUCGACAGGCCUUUGCCGUAGGCUUAACUCUAAAGUUUCAGUUUUAGGGUGGAGAUCAUUAGGAUUCAAGCUCCUUAUAGCCCGCUUCUGAGAUUUUGUCUAAAGCUGAGUUUGAAAUCUGUUCACCUUUCCACAAGAUGGUCUUUCUCUUUCUGAUAAUAUUCUGAUUAAAGCAGCUGGAUAAACACUUUCAUACUCGGAGCCAAAAGUCUUCCGAGAAGGAUGAUUUGACACUGAGCUUGACUGGAUUCUUCUCGGCCUGAAGCCAAAACCCUGAUGACUAACGCAGCCGCAGCAGGAAAGGCCGGGUCCGAGCGCUGCCCGGUCCUGGGGGCACAGGUGCCCUCCCAGACACUUCCCCGCCUUACAGCGAGCCGAGGACGGCGUUUCCUGCUGCUCUUGGGUCCGAGCCAGCCACCUUCUCAUCAUCCACAGUCUUAAGUGGAACAGCAGAUGGAUCAGUUGCUUCCUAGAGACGAACCAAACACGGAUGCAUUUGCAGACAGAGCUGCUCUUGUUUUGAAAGGAAGCGUUGCGCUGACCCGCAUGGAGGAACGGUCGCUGCUCGGAUCCUGCUCGGCGCCUUGCCGCGGGCUGGCUGUCCUGCCUCUCCCGGCAGCCCAUCAGCCGGGGCUUACUGGCCCUGCCUCGACCUUCUCCAUUUCUAGCAUCUGUAUUUUACUGCGAGCCCCUCUGUGUGGCUGAGCGACUCUCCGAUUUUGCCAUGCUCUGCUGAUGCCUUUCGCUCUUGUUUAAAGCCACUUGCCCUCCCUAAGCGCUAACCCCUGUCCAGCCAAAAGGCAGCGGUGCAGGAUCCCUGCAGAUCGCUCCAAGCUGCUCUGAACAGAUGCUCCUGUGACUUCAGAUUUUGGCACGCUUAAAAAGGCCUGUGAGCUUUAAAAUAGCUCUUCCUGGAGAAGUACGGCUACUUGGGCGAGCCGGGGGCCGGCAGGCACAGCCCCGCGGCGGUCAGCGCGGCGCUGAGGGACUUCCAGUGGGUGAGCCGCCUGCCGCGCAGCGGGCUGCUGGAUGCCCCCACGGUGCAGCAGAUGGGCCGGCCGCGCUGCGGCACCGACGACGCGCGGAGCCAGGCCGCCUGGGCCCGGCGGCUGGGCGCCCUCCUCUCCGGCCGGCCGCGCCGCAAGCGCUACAGCCCGCACGGCGGGAAGUGGUACAAGCGGCACUUGACCUACCGGGUGGUGAACUGGCCCUCGUACCUGCCGCAGCACGAGGUCCGCCUGGCCGUGAAAGCCGCCUUCGAGCUCUGGAGCAACGUGUCCUCGCUGGUGUUCUGGGAGGCGCGGGAUGGCCCGGCCGACAUCCGCCUGACCUUCUUCCACGGGGACCACAACGAUGGACUCAACAACGCCUUCGAUGGACCAGGAGGUGCCUUGGCUCACGCCUUCUUCCCCCGCCGCGGAGAGGCCCACUUCGACAGCGACGAGCGCUGGUCCCUGCACAGCGGCAAAGGGCGCAACCUCUUCGUCGUGGUCGCGCACGAGGUCGGCCACACGCUGGGGCUGGAGCACUCGCCCGUCAAGAGCGCCCUGAUGUCGCCGUACUACAAGAAGCUCAGCAAGGAUUUCGUCCUCAGCUGGGACGACAUCUUGGCCGUCCAGAACUUGUACGGGAAGCCUUCCAAGGGCUCGGCCAUCCAGCUCCCCGGGAAGGUGUUUACCCACUUCCAGGACUGGAGCACGGACCUUUUUGGUGGGGAACGGCGGCAGAGGAGCCUCAGUGCCUAUUACUGCCACUCCUUCUUCGAUGCCAUAACCGCCGACGUGGAUCACAACCUGUACAUCUUCAAAGGCAGCCACUACUGGCUGGUGUCGGUGAGCGGUAACGCCAGCGACCCGCAGCCCCUGCACACCCGCUGGCCCGGCCUCCCCUCCGGCAUCGACGCCGCUGCCUGGUCCGAGCUCAGCGGCAGGUUUUACUUCUUCAAAGGUGGCCGAUGCUGGCGCUACAAAGGCCCCUCCCUGGAGCGAGGUUUCCCGCAGAAGUGCAGCGCCGGCGGCCUCCCGCGGCACCCCGACACGGCCCUCUACUUCCCGCAGCUCCGGCACCUGGUGCUCUUCAAAGGGCCCAAGUACUUCGUGGUGAGCGAGGAGACGCUGCGCGUGGAGCCCUACUACCCCCGGAGCCUGCGGGACUGGGGCGGGCUGCCCCCCGGCACCACGGGCGCCCUCCGGCACCGCGACGGCUUCCUCUACUUCUUCCGGGACGACCAGUACUGGCGGUUCGACCAGGCGAAGCUGCGGGUGGUGGCCACCGGCAAGUGGGCCGCGGAGCUGCCCUGGAUGGGCUGCUGGGACGCCAACGGCGGGCAGGUCCUCUUCUGAGCUCCUCCGAGCCCACGUGCCUCGGCCGCCGCCUCUCCUUGAAUCCCCGUGUCCGGGCAGGCGCCGGCGGCGGCCGCCGGGUUUCCCUGCGCUGGGGUCGGCUUGGCCGCGGCCGCCGGAGCCCGGAGGAGCCGCUGCCCUGGGGACUGGCAACCCGGCGUCGCGUCCUCCAGCCCAGGCUGGUUCGACGGGGCCAAGCGGGCUGGGGUUGGGGGAGCAAAGAUGGCUAAAACAAGCCACGAAGUGCGGCGUAAACCCCAGGGACCACAGGACUAUUCACUGCCAGCUUUCAGAGUAUUUUUUAUGCCUUACUUUCAGAGCAGGACUGGUUUUUAUUGAUGCUUUUUUGGUCGUUUGCCUGCAGUCACGCGGAGCGACGCCUCGCCGUGGUCGCCGCGGGGCUUGGCAGGCUCCGGGCGAUGAGCAGAGACCGAGACUUUCUCUGGUUAAAGCACAAAGCGCUGGUUGGACAAAAACAAGGACAGAAAUAAGCUGCUGCCGGAGGGCGGCGGGGCGCUGCGGCUUGGCUUUCCAGCGGGCUGGGGGUGGUGGUGGAUUCUCCGCUGUCUAAUACGGAUUGUGCUCCCCUCACAGCCUUUCUCCCACGCAGGGAAAGUGUCCCUCCUCCCUCUGGUCGUCUCCCUACGAGGAACUUGAAGAGUUAAAACACUUGUGGGUCCUGUGCCCCACUGCCACAGUUGGUUGAAUCGGAUUUAAAGGAGGGGAAGAGGGGAGGGUGACCGGGAUGGACGGGCAUGUGCGCGCAGCCGGGGCCGGCCGGCACACAGCUUACAUUUCUCAGCUCUCCCUUGCUUUGAGAGCUCUGGAAGUCUUCACGGAGCCGGUGCUGUUUGUAUGCCAAAGGGGAGGGCGUGGGAGCCGGAGCGGGGGUGCCGGAGGGGACGGUGAUGGGCGCAGCCUGCCCGCCCCUUGCCUGGGCUUGGUUUCGGGAGCCGCAGGGCGCUGCCGAGCCCGGGGGGUGAGGGAGGGCCGGGGGCCGGGCAGUGCGUGCCGCGAGCGCCUGCGGUGCUGUGAGACGCCGGUCGAGACUUGUUCCUGGGCGGGAUGGACACAGUGCUGGCGUUUCUGUUUGCUUUCCGUGAUAUUUGUGAAUGAACGGGGACACGGGGACACGGGGCGCUCGGCUGCUCCAGGCUCGAGAUCUCAGGGGAUUUGCAGUGUUGCCAAAGAGACGGCGCCUCUUGGUUUGGGUUUGAAUGGGUGGUAAUGAUGCACCGUGGACUGCAGCGAGUGCCAAAGGCGCGGAGAGCCGGUGGCGAAUAAAAAAAGCCCUCCGCGUGCUCAGUGUUGGGA
Dromaius novaehollandiae (emu) is the source of this 5169-nucleotide messenger RNA. RefSeq names its product matrix metallopeptidase 28 (gene MMP28). Gene Ontology annotation, biological process: collagen catabolic process; proteolysis; extracellular matrix organization. The coding region runs from base 2563 to 3855 and encodes 430 amino acids. Lineage: Eukaryota; Metazoa; Chordata; Aves; Casuariiformes; Dromaiidae. The transcript has 8 exons. Gene Ontology annotation, cellular component: extracellular matrix. Gene Ontology annotation, molecular function: zinc ion binding; metalloendopeptidase activity. The record is from RefSeq and is a predicted model, not a curated record.